Leptosomus discolor (cuckoo roller) is the source of this 1678-nucleotide messenger RNA. The record is from RefSeq and is a predicted model, not a curated record. NCBI's taxonomy places the organism in Eukaryota, Metazoa, Chordata, Aves, Leptosomiformes, Leptosomidae.
UCCACCUUGGUCUCCAGUGUCUCCACCGUGAGCCAGUCCAUCAUGGUGUCAGAGUCCCCACAAGUCAUGGUCCACUCCAGCGUCAUCACCGACGGAGCCACGAUCGUGUCAGACUCCACCGCGUCCACCUCCUCCGACCUGGGUUCUGCCAUCGACAAAAUCAUCGAGUCCACGAUCGGGCCCGACAUCAUCCAGAGCUGCAUCGCCGUGACCAGCGCGGAGGAUGGCGGGGCAGAGACUACGCAGUACCUCAUUCUGCAGGGCCCCGAUGACGGUGCCCCCAUGGUGUCCCAGAUGGCCACUUCUGCUCUGGCCAAUAGCUUGGCGAUAGAAGCUGUUGCUGAUGGGCCGACCUCCACGUGCCUUGACCAGCCUGGCCCUUCGGACCCUUCCGAGCGGCUGGAAGUGCUGGAGCUGCACGCGCAGCCGGAUCAGGCCCAGGAGGCGGAUGGUGGGGAGGAGCUGGACCAGCCGGACAUGGAGACCCUGGAGGAGAUGAUGGAGGUGGUGGUGGUGCAGCAGUUCAAGUGCAAGAUGUGUCAGUACAAGAGUGUCUCCAAGAAAACGCUCAUUAACCACAUGAAGGAGCGGCACUUCCAGCCAGUGGGCUCAGCUCUGGCUUUGAAAAAAGGACGUCCACGGAAGGGGGGAUCCGCUCCAAAGACUGCGGAGGAGGAGGUCCCAGAAGAAGAAGAAGAUGACGAUAUCAUGGAUGCCGGUGCUAUCGAUGACCCUGAAGAGGACAGUGACUAUAAUCCAGCUGAGGAUGAGCCCCGUGGGCGCCAGCCCAAGUACAGCCGCACUGUCCCCACGUCCAGCGAGACAAGGCCACGUCGACGGCCGGGGAGACCCCGCAAGUUUCCUCGUCUGGAGGACACGGCCCAGGACGUGCCUGAAGGAGGGGAGGUGGAGCCCUUGGUGACGUCCCAAAGCACGCCGAGCUGUGAGCUGCAGAACUCGGAAGCCGCCAGUUCCUCUGGCCUGGGGAACGGGAGCAGCGAGAGCCUGGUGGAGCCCAGCAUCAGCCAGUCCGACUCGGAGAACAAGGACCCUUCCUCCAACACCGGCCCCGAGGAGUCAGACGUCCUUCCCAGGAGGCGAGGGCGGCCCUCCCGCCGCUUCCUGGGCAAGAAAUACCGCAAGUACAUGGGGCGCAGGUACUACUACAAGUCGCCCAAGCCCCUGAUGAGGCCGUUCCUGUGUCGGAUCUGCGGCUCGCGUUUCCUGACGCACGACGACCUGCGUUUCCACGUCAACUCACACGAGGCCAACGACCCGCAGCUCUUCAAGUGUCUGCAGUGCAGCUACCGCUCCCGGCGCUGGUCCUCCCUCAAGGAACACAUGUUCAACCACGUGGGCAGCAAGCCCUACAAGUGCGAGGAGUGCAAUUACACCAGCGUGUACAAGAAGGACGUCAUCCGGCACUCCACGGUGCACAGCCGGGACAGGAAAAAGAGAGCUGAUCCGCCCCCAAAGCUGAACUCCUUCCCGUGCCCCGUAUGCAACCGUAUCUACCCCAUGCAGAAGAGGCUUACUCAGCACAUGAAGACACACAGCACGGAGAAACCACACAUGUGUGACAAGUGCGGGAAGUCCUUCAAGAAGCGCUACACCUUCAAGAUGCACCUGCUGACGCACAUCCAGGCCAUCGCCAACCGCAGGUUCAAGUGCGAGUUCU